This is a messenger RNA of Haemonchus placei, 360 nucleotides long. NCBI's taxonomy places the organism in Eukaryota, Metazoa, Nematoda, Chromadorea, Rhabditida, Trichostrongylidae. The record is from the annotation of a GenBank genome assembly.
AUGCAACUACUUAUCUUGCUCGCCUUGGUCGCUGGAUCAACCGCCUUCCUUUUUGGAGCUGGUGGAUGCGGAUGCGCAGCCCCUUCUCCAUGCGGAUGCGGCGGUGGACUGCCAAUGCUUCAACUUCCACAACUUCUACUUCCUCAACCAUGCGGUGGUGGAUGUGCUCCUCCACCACCUCCUCCCUGUGGAGGUGGAUGUGCUCCUCCUCCUCCUCCUCCUCCUCCAUGUGGAGGUGGAUGUGCUCCACCUCUCCCACCUCCACCACCACCACCAUGUGGAGGCCCAGUUGGUUGUGGAGGUGCUCCAUUCCCACAACCUUAUGCUGCUCCCCACCAUAACGCUUAUGUUGGAAAGUAA